This is a messenger RNA of Laetiporus sulphureus 93-53, 2170 nucleotides long. RefSeq lists its product as uncharacterized. The transcript has 16 exons. NCBI's taxonomy places the organism in Eukaryota, Fungi, Basidiomycota, Agaricomycetes, Polyporales, Laetiporaceae. The record is from RefSeq and is a predicted model, not a curated record. Bases 32 to 2014 code for a protein of 660 amino acids. Gene Ontology annotation, molecular function: hydrolase activity, acting on carbon-nitrogen (but not peptide) bonds.
UCUGGGGCUGCACCGUCUCACUGUCGCGUCGAUGCCCCGCCCGCGCCGGCGCAUGAAAGCACCACAGCACAACCAGCAAGCCAACUCUCCCGCUCCUUCUCCGACCGCAAGACCAUCUCCACCUCGUCCCACUGGCCCUCGUGUCUGGCAACCCAAGAACAAACGCACGUAUACCCUCAAGGUCCUUGUCGCCUCCAUCGUUGCCGGCUUCGUCACAUACUACUCCCGCUUGGCUGGAAUCGGCAAGAGCACGAGCACCUCGGAUGUUCUGACUACUGUUCCCGACUCGUACGCGCUCUGUGCGGAGGAGGGCCGCGUUUACACCGUUGACGAGCAGAACCCGAGUGUCGACUGUCUAUUGGUGGUGAAGGACCGAUUGUUGGCUACGGGGACUAUAGAUGACAUUCGCACUCACUGGGACGGGCACCAAACCCGCCUUGUCAACACCUUCUAUGGCGGCGAACCCCAGGCCAAGAAGCCGCUCACGGUUCUGCACACACCAAAGGGGAGCAUCAUCGUCCCCGGCCUUGCAGAUGCACACGCCCACCUGACAAUGUACGGCGCGAAGAUGGAGCUCAACCUCGAAGACGCGACGUCCAUGGAUGACGUUCUCGACCGCCUAGAGGCUUACGCACGUGCACACCCUGUAAACUUCACCUCAGAUGAGGAGGAGGCGUGGAUCGAAGGUUUCGGCUGGGAUCAGACGCGCUGGAAGGGCUGGCGGGGCGCAUUCCCGAGCAAAACCGACCUCGCCUCCCGCCCGCUGCUCGCCCACCGUGCACUCUCACUCUCCCGUGUCGAUGGGCAUGCACUUUGGGUCUCUCCGCGCGCGCUCGAUAUUGCCGAACGCAGCGGGAAGCUUCCCGGUGGACGAUGGCCCCGCGCGGGUGAGAUGCAGGGCGGAGAGGUUGUCUGGGAAGAUGGCGAGGUGAGUGGCGUGUUUCUGGAUGCGGCGAUGGCGCUUGUGCCGGUGCCCCCACCGACGGAGGCGACGCUUGAGGAGCGCGCGGAGCGGGCGAUGAGGGACGCCCUGCGGGUGGGCCUGACCAGUGUGCACGAUGCGGCGGUGGAUGGGUCGAUGUGGCGCAUGUUCAAGAGGAUGGCAGACGAGGGCCGGAUGCCGAUCAGGGUGUACGCGAUGGCGCACGAGGAGCUCGACGGAUACUGGGGCGGAGAGUUCGAGCGAGUGGAUGGGUAUGGUCGUGAGGGACGGCUGACGAUGCGCAGCGUGAAGCUGUUCAUGGACGGUGCACUGGGCUCGUGGGGUGCGGCGCUGCUUGAACCAUAUGCGGACAAGCCGGACACGCAGGGCAUCAUGCGUUUGGAGGAGAGCGAACUGCGGGACGUUGUGAGGAAGUUCUGGGAUGACGGAUGGGGCGUGAACAUUCACUGCAUUGGUGACCGCGCGAACAAGGCUGUGCUCGACAUCUACGAAGAGCUCCUCGCUGGGAAUGCCAGUGAAGCGGAGGCGCGGAGGCCGAGAAUCGAGCAUGCACAGAUCAUGCGUGCGGAGGAUCUCGAGAGGACAGGCAGGCUUGGCGUGAUUGCGAGCGUGCAGCCGACGCAUGCAACGAGUGAUAUGGGCUACGCCGAGACCAGACUGGGACCUGAGCGGAUCAAGGGCGCCUACGCAUACCAGACGCUCUUACGAUCAUCACGCAACGGGGUGCUUCCUCUAGGGUCAGACUUCCCCGUCGAGGGCAUUAAUCCGCUGCUUGGGUUCUAUGCCGCAGUGUCGCGGCUAGACAGGAGUGGCGAGAGUCCGCACGGCUCAGGGGGAUGGUACCCGCAGGAACGCCUCACACGCGCACAGGCCCUCAAAGGCAUGACGCUCGACGCGGCAUAUGCAUCGUUUGCCGAGAAUGCGGUGGGUUCGCUGAGCGCGGGAAAGAAAGCGGACUACGUCGUGCUCGAUACGGAUGUCAUGCGCGAAGAUGCGCCGUAUGCGGAGAUACUGAAAACGAAGGUGCUUACUACUGUAGUGGAUGGCCGUAUCGCGUAUGGGGCAAUUUAAAUCUGGCUGAUGGGGGACUGGAUUCGAGUGAAAUGCAGACUAAUGAGCAAUGUCAGCCAACGAGGGCUGUUAUAAUACGAUGCGAAGACGAAUCCGACAGCUUAUUGCGCAUGGUAGGCGUAGGGCUGGAAUAGAACCAUAGAAGUUACGGGAAGC